Molecule: messenger RNA, 1165 nt
Organism: Tachyglossus aculeatus (Australian echidna)
Lineage: Eukaryota; Metazoa; Chordata; Mammalia; Monotremata; Tachyglossidae
Gene: HEXIM1
Product: HEXIM P-TEFb complex subunit 1
Exons: 1
Coding region: 251-1096 (281 amino acids)
Biological process (GO): negative regulation of cyclin-dependent protein serine/threonine kinase activity; negative regulation of transcription by RNA polymerase II
Cellular component (GO): nucleoplasm; cytoplasm; nucleus
Molecular function (GO): cyclin-dependent protein serine/threonine kinase inhibitor activity; 7SK snRNA binding
Source: RefSeq, a predicted model, not a curated record
GCUGGCCACGGGGGAGAUGAGUUUGCCCGUCCUCGGCUGGUCGCCCGUGGAAGUGGGCGGCGACCUUUAACCCCUCCAGGCCUCUGCUGGAGGUGGCAUCAGCGGGGACCUUUGACCCCUCUGGUUUUUUGGGGGAGGGGGGAGGAGCGCCCCCUGCCGGCCGAGCCGGCUCCUGCUUUAACCCUUUGGCGGCGUCCAUCCCGUAGCCCUGCCCUACCGUCGGGUGGGCACUGAUUGGACGCCCCCGGCCAUGGCCGAGCCCCUGGCCCCGGAGAGGCCGCCGUCGCCGACUUGCUCGUCGUCGGGGGAGGCCAACCUGCCGCCCGCUGCCCCGCAGGAGGGGGAGAACGGGGACCCGUCGGGGGCCGAGGCCUGGCAUCAGCAGCAGCAACAGCAGCAGCAUCAUCAGCAGCAGCAGCAGAGGCAGCCGGGCAAGAAGAAGCACCGCCGGCGUCCGUCGAAGAAGAAGCGCCACUGGAAGCCCUACUACAAGCUGAGCUGGGAGGAGAAGAAGAAGUUCGACGAGAAGCAGAGCCAGCGGGCCUCCCGCCUGCGGGCCGAGAUGUUCGCCAAGGGCCAGCCCGUGGCCCCCUACAACACCACGCAGUUCCUCAUGGACGACCACGACCAGGAGGAGCCCGACCUGAAGACGGGCCUCUGCCCGCGGCGGGCGGACGACAGCAGCGACGAGGACUUCGUGGAGGAGGCGGGCGAGGAGGAGGAGGGCGGCAGCGACGGCAUGGGCGGCGGCGGCGGUGGCGAGUUCCUGCAGCGGGACUUCUCCGAGACCUACGAGCGCUACCACGCCGAGAGCCUGCAGAACAUGAGCAAGCAGGACCUCCUCCGCGAGUACCUGGAGCUGGAGAAGUGCCUGUCCAGGAUGGAGGACGAGAACAACCGGCUGCGGCUGGAGGGCAGGAGGCCGCCCGAGGACCCCCGGCUCCGGGACCUGGAGCUGGAGGUGGAGCGGCUGCGGGCCGAGAACCUCCGCCUGCUCAACGAGAACCAGCAAAAGCAACAACAACAACAACCACAACCACAACAGCAGCAGCAGCAACAGCAGGACCAGCCUCCGCUCGAUGGACUCGCGGACUAGUCUGCGCCUGCGCCGCGCCCCCCGUGCGCACGCGCGCCGCGGACUGCCCCCCCCCUCCCCACUCCUGCG